Molecule: messenger RNA, 5586 nt
Organism: Haliotis rubra (blacklip abalone)
Lineage: Eukaryota; Metazoa; Mollusca; Gastropoda; Lepetellida; Haliotidae
Product: centrosomal protein of 104 kDa-like
Cellular component (GO): cilium
Source: RefSeq, a predicted model, not a curated record
CGUCAACGAGAACUCCGCCGAGCUCCAAUGUACACAACCUGCGCGGUUUAUUCGUCGUCAAGAAGAUAAAAUGUGAAUUGUACGCUUGAUUUUACCCAAUAUAGCUGAAUGUCCCGCGUAUAUGUAUAGAUGAAGCAGAGCAAGGAUGCCGGCGAAACUCCAGUUUAGAGUGGUGCAUGUGUCGGGUCAGGAUGACAGUUACCGGGCCACGGAACUCAACAGCCACGGUCCCCUCACUAAGGGAUGGCAGUCUUCAAGGUACUGCUUGUAUCCACAAGAUAUUGUCAUUCAGCUGGAGAAGAGAUCUCGACUCCGCAAAAUACAGAUCCUGUCUCACCAGUACCUUAUAGCUACCAAGAUAGAGUUCUACGUGGGCGAUGUCCCUGAUGGAGUGCCACUGUCAUUGGACACAGCUCGAUACACCAGACUCGGGUAUGUGUCUCUGUCGGACAAUGAGAAGACUGGUUACAAGGCUCGGGAACUCAAGUCUGUCCAUGUGGAUGCUGUAGGGGUGUAUCUGAAACUCAACAUCCACAAGAACCACGUCAACAAGUUUAAUUUGUAUAACCAGGUUGGCGUUAUUGCAAUCAAUGUGAUAGGGGAUCCACUGACGAAGUCCUACGACCCCUCCGACCCGGAGUACCUGCUUGAUGUAAGUGAUAAUCGGACGCAAGAUAAAGACCCUGCAUUAGAAGGUUUCUUUAACAGACCGGAAUACAUCUCGCCUCUGGAUGACCUCGCCUUUGACAUGUACCAGGACCCCGAGAUCGCUCAGAUCAUCCGCCGGCUGGAGCGCAAGAAACAGGAAGCUGUGUUACAGGAGCGUUACGACUAUGCAAAGAGGUUAAAAUUUGCAAUAGCUGAACUUCAAAAGGUGGGCGAGAAGCUGGGUAAGAUGGAGGUUGAGAAACGGCAGGCGGUGGAGAACGAGGACUAUGACAAGGCCAAGGUGAAGAAGCUGCAGAUGGACGAAUACCGCCUCCAUAUUUACAGGGACCUGAAUCUCACCGACUUGCUGGAAACCACUGGGUCAAGGCAUCCACAUCCAAUAAACUUUGACUCUGAACGGCAGCCGACUCCUCCACGACUGGCAGAAAUCCAUCGAUCGCCUCGAUCACCUCCACUGACACCACCUAAGUAUGACGAGAGACCACUACCUAUAACCCACAGGCAGCCCUCCCCCAAACCUGACCUUGAACCUGACCCUGACCCUGACCCUGAGUCGUCUCAGCUUCGGGCCUAUGAUGAACGACCCCUGCCAAUACACAAACCUCCACCAGUAGUGGAAGAAGAGAUAGAGCCGGAGCCAGAAAUGGCAGCAGGAGAACCAGAACCCAUGACAGAGAAGGACAUUCGAGACGCAUCAUCCGCUAUUGAUGUGUUUGGACACCCACUGGUGUCGAAAGCUUAUUCCAAGACCUGGUCGUACCGAGAAGACUCCCUGCUUGCCGUGUACAAACAGAUGCAGGCCUUGCCAUCCUCCACACCAAAGGAGGACGCCAAGGCCAUGAUGAGGGCAGCUAUUUUCCUCGCCAAGAGAGCAAUCGAUGACAAAGUUUAUGCAGUAUUCAAGGCAGCUCUACAGUUGGAGAAAAUGAUCUUAACAGAAUAUGUGCCACAACACAAAAUACCUCGUCAGGAGACGAUUUCUGCUGUAGAGAGGACAAUCCCCAAUCUGCUGCAUAAAUCUGGGGAUACUGCUGUACGGAACCGAGAAGACACUAAGAAGUUUCUCCAAGAUUUGUCCAACUUCCCAGAAGUUAGGCCAACCAACGUCGUACCUCAUGAGUGUGUGAAGCUCUUCAAACCCAACAUGGCGCCCCGACUGGCUCAGAGUAGGCUGGAGAUAGUGGAGACUCUCUACAAGGACCUGGGUCUCUCUACAGGUGGGCUUAACGUGGACAACCUAAUGCCAUUUUGUGUGGAAGCCUUGAACCACAAUGCAGGAGAGGUGCGAGAGGUCUCUGAGAGAAUCAUCAAAAGCCUGUACCGUGAAGUCGGCGCCCCCGUCAAGGACUUCCUUCCUCCUGAUGAUGAAAAGACGCGGAAGAACACACUAUGGCGGCAGUUGUUUGAAUAUUUUGACAAAGUGGACGGCAAGCCCAGUAAAUCUGAACUGAAGAAACAGAAGGGCGAGGACGAGGCCAAGAAGCAGGCUGAGAUAGAAGCUCUACAGAAGCAGCUGCAGCAGCUGAAGGACAUGGCGGCGGGAAAAACGAAGAAAUUACAGACAAUGGGAGAUGCUGAGGAAAAACCCAUCGACCAGUCCAUGGUGAAAGGUGGCAAGAAAGGACCAGGUCCUGCAAAGGCAAAGGUGAAACCCAAGACAAAGGCGUUACAGAAGACGUCCGAAGAUGACGACAUGUCCGUAGUCAACAUGGAUAAGGUGUGUAUAUUCUGUGGUGAGAGGAAUGAAGGUUUCGAUGAUGAGGGCUUGGACCUUCAUUAUUGGAAGAACUGCCCCAUGCUGAAGAGAUGUGCGAACUGUAAACAGGUUGUGGAGAUCGCCAGCCUCACUGACCACCUGUUGAGUGAAUGUGAGUCCCACGGCAUGUUCUCCAAGUGUCCUCGCUGCUCCGAGGCUAUACUCAAGGAGGAUUAUGAUCAACACAUUCAGGAGAAAGCUUGCAAUCCUGGCAAGCCACAGAUGAGCCAUUGUCCACUCUGUCACCAAAACAUCCACAUUGGAGAAGAUGGUUGGAAGGAACAUUUAAUGGGGCAGAAUGGUUGUAAACAGAACCCCCGUAGACUGCUAGCUCUCAACAAACAACCAGCACAAUCCAGAUUACCUGCACCCAAGUCCAGAGUGCCAACCAAGACCAACAAGACCGGUCGCAGAUGAGCUGAUGAUGUCCGGAGUUGUGUUCAGUUAUUAAUGGUUGUCAGUAAUAGCAAUUAUAGUGAAAUGAACCGGAAAGUAAAUUACCUUCAAACAGUGAGUUUUGAUAAGUUAAAUUUUGCAAUGUCAGAAAUCUAAUUCUGAGUACACCUUUCAUUCCAGUAAAUCAUGCAGUUCCUGUAUUCCUAAAAUGGUCCCUAUACUCCCUUGUUUAAUUGAUGAAUGCUGCUUUUCAUAUUGUUUACCUACCUCCACUCCAGGGCAGUUGGGUAGCCUAGUGGUUAAAGUGUUCGCUCGUCACUCCUGCGAAGACCCGGGUUCGAUUCCCCACAUGGGUACAAUGAGUGAAGCCCAUUUCUGGUGUCCCCCGCCGUGAUAUUGCUAAAAGCGGCGUAAAACUAAAGACACUUACUUACUAGCCUCCGAGGAUAUGAAGCGGAGGAGCUAAGUCAUAUCUUGUGGUUAGUAGCUUGUGUGUAUUUAGUCCAAAUAGCUAGCUUGAAAUCUCAUCUUAGAAUACACUUUAUAGAUUAACUUAUAGACAUCCAUGCUGCCAAUUCCUAAGUGUCAAAAUUGUAUGGAUAUAUUGGACAUACUGAAUAUGAAAUAUAUAAAUAUUUUUUGGGAUAUUUUUAUGAAAUUGUGUGCUAGGUCUCCCCAUAAUAAAUACCCCAAAAAUAUUCAUGAUUAUUUUCUCAGUGUGACAAAUUGGUACGGUGAACAAAUCGUUGGCUGUGUUUCAUUCAAGUUACAUACUGUCAACUGAAGUCUAUUUGAAGUUACGUUUGUUUCUGUGAAAAUAGAAAGCAUGUUUGGGAUCAGAAGUAAUUUGAAAAUGUCCUUUGACUUUUUAAGCGUGACAUCCAAUUUCGUCCAAUGUUAACCUGACAACUGUCUAGGUUUCUUGAGGGAAAAACAGUGUCUAGGAGAAUAUUAUGCACCCCUUUUUACACAGCUGUAAUUUCUGUAAAAAGGGAAAUUUUUAGCGAAAUGGUAUCGGACCAUUGCGCAAACUUUCCAUCUCCCUCUGAACUGCUAUAAAUGUUACUCUUGGAUUGGUUUCAACAUUGCGGUGGUAUCUUAUGGAACUGGGUGCUUAGUAGGGUGAAUCUGGUACCUUUACAGUUGAACAAUGCAAGAAUUUUACCAUAUUUUUGUAUGUACAUUGGCAGCAAAUCCGUACAAAUUUGGAUUGCUGAUUAGCAGUAUAAUAGUACAUUUAGCUUUUUUGCUAAUUAUCAAAUUGUGGUUUUCGGUUCAUUAUAUUUAAGUUGUAAUCUUCCACAUUAGUUCUGUGAUAGGUUCUAAAUACUUUUGAAUGUGCUUGUUAUGCAAAUAUAUAUACCUACAUUAUUCAUGCUGUCAGAUAAAAUAUAUAUACCUUCAUUAUUCAUGAUGUACAUAGCUGAUGUAAAUACAAGCUGUAUAUAUACAUACCACGCCCAUCCAGGGAAGGACCAACAUCUAUGGUGGGUUCUCCGAUCUGUGGCAUGGUGCUGUCUAUAGUAUUGAUGGUUGAUGUGAUGGUGCCGACUAUUGGUAUGGUCGACUGAUGGAAUGGAAAAGUUGUGUAGAUACUGAGAUGAUUGACCCUGUAUGGACCUGGACAAUAGGUUUGCUCUGUCCCUUCCUUUGUUGUUAGGGGCAGGGGUAGCCUAAUGGUUAAGCGUCUGUUCAUCACGCUGAAGACCUGGGUUUGAUUUCACACUAGUCGGCUUGUCCUACUAUUUAAGUUAUAAGUUAUUAUUCUGUACCUGCUUCAGUUGUUACAGACUAUCAUUCUAUGGCUGCUUGUUAUCUUGUCCACAAACCCACACUCAUUAGUCAAAGGUUAUGGGAGUCUUGAAUCUGGUGAGCUGUCAAUUUAUUGUCUUUUUAGUACCAGCUGCACCUUGCAUCUCACAUAUGUUCUCAGUGUAAUUAUGUUUGAUCACAUUCAGUCAGCUUUUUUCUUUAUGAGAAUUAUGCUUAAGGGAACGUAUGUAUGUAUUUUUAACUGAUGCCUGUAUCUAGUAAUGAGAAUGAAUAUUCCACUGUACAGGUUUAUAAAUUCAUGGGGGCGGUGGGGUAGCCUAGUGGUUAAAGCAUUGGCUUGUCACGCUGAAGACCCGGGUUCAAAUCCCCACAUGGGUACAAUGUGUGAAGCCCAUUUCUGGUGUCCCCCGCCUUGAUGUUGCUGGAAUAUUGCUAAAAGCGGCGUAAAACCAAACUCAGUCAGUCUAAAUUCAUGAAGACAAUUGGAUGUUCAUGCAAUUGUUUCUACCUUAGAGGUCUUGUCAGGGGUGCUGUGAUCCCUCCCCAAUAUAUGAAGGGACGGACCCUCCCCAAUAUACGAAGGGACGGACCCUCCCCUCCCCAAUAUAUGAAGGGACGGACCCUCCCCAAUAUAUGAAGGGACGGACCCUCGCCAUCCCCUCCCCAAUAUGAAGGGACCACUUCAGUGACAAAAAAGACAUUGCAAUGAAAACAUAUAUAGUAAACAGUGUUUGUAAAAAAAUGAAAAGCAUUUCAAGUCAUACUAUAUUGCAAUCAGUAUUGCACUCUUGCCCAUCACACACAAAGUUUUCCAUGUUCUCUUGACAAGACCCCAAAGUCUUUUGUCCUGGUAAUUACAUCUGUUCUCAAAACGUUGUGAGUCGUCGUUUAAAAGCUGUAGUGCAAUUUAGAGUUAUGAGUUAGUUGUUAUGAGGUAUAUAAUCUAUAUUUUCAAGAAAAUAGCAUGGAAAUAAAAUGUUUAUCAAGUAAAA